UUCACAGGCCUAGGUAUUUUAAAACUUCCUCGUCUGACAAGUGCUUAUCAGGGUCGCUCUGUGCUUUGCGGGAAAAUUAUCUUGUUGGGAAGCCGUAAGUAAGUAACUUUCACGAUGAAGACAUUUCUGGCUAUGAGCUUCCUUGCACUUGGUAUCUGUCAGAUACAAACAGUUCUAUCCGUGACGCUGGAUAUCGCCAAUGGACAGACAACUGGGCCACCCCUAGUGGGAAUGUCUAUGAGCUCCACCUACACUGACCAGGGUGGUACCGGUCCUUGCAGUAAGGGCGUAGUGAUUAAGGUUGAUUUUUCCCAGUCGCCAUGUAAUAAUUCCAAUCAUCUUGAAUGCGGACACCGCACCCCUCAACUCGUAGUAGUGGUACAUCUCGACAGGGAGGGGUCACGUAGUGAUUGGAUAGUCAAUAUUGGCGACAGCAUCUCCAACAAUGGUCAUGGAGGGGAUGGAGGCCACAACGACAACGCGGCGGAGAUCCAGGCUGAAGCAACGGGUACGUAUGAUAUUACGUCAUGGAAGCGAGGCGGAAACGUCUGUCAAUUUGCUAAGGCGGCCUUCAAAGACUAUAACAUUGUCGGCCCUUCAGUCAACAACGUUACUUUCUACGUGGCCGACCGGUCGUAUCGCGUCACCAACGACCGGGGCAUCGACGCGACCCACUGUAGCGAGUGUCUGUUUGCCCUUGACGGUCAACCGGACACCAAGGGAGGGGAUCACCGCAUCAACUAUGAGAUCUACCUGUCCUUUAACAGGGUUAUCUCCAGUUCGAGCAGAAAAGGCCAUGGGGUGUGUUCCGUCGACCUGCAGUGGGAGUGUAAUCAGAUACCUCAAGACACUAGUUCAGCUCCGGACAUCUGUGGAGCUCCGAUGGAGAACAAACCCAAUACGAUUCUUACAAUUGUAGGAAUGGUGUGCUUUUUAUACAGCCAAACCCACGUUCUGUGGGUAGAAAACUAAAGUAUUGAACGAAACCUUUUUUUUAAUAUUCACGAUAUAAUUGCUCUUAUUGUUGUCGUGAGUUUAUUCUGCCUGGUCUUUAGUUAGAUAUUUCUACUUUGUGGGAAGAAUAUGUUAUCUCUGCUUGGUGUUCACCAUUCCCAUAACUGUUAUUGGUUUCACCAUUCCAAUACCUGCUAUAGGUUUCAUCACUCUCAUAACUUCCUUGGGUUGAAUCACUCCCAUAACCUCAAUGGGUUUAAUUACUCCGAUAACUUCUAUAGGUUUCAUCACUCCCAUAACUUCCAUGGGUUUAAUCUCUCCCAUAACUUAUAUAGGUUUAAUCUCUCCCAUAACUUCUAUAGGUUUAAUCACUCCCAUUACUUACAUGGCUUUAAUCACUCCCAUAACUUCUAUAGGUUUCAUCACUCCCAUAACUUCCAUGGGUUUAAUCUCUCCCAUAACUUAUAUAGGUUUAAUCUCUCCCAUAACUUCUAUAGGUUUAAUCAAUCCCAUAACUUCCAUGGCUUUAAUCUCUCCCAUAACCUCUAUAGGUUUAAUCACUCCCAUAACGUCCAUAGGUUUAGUCACUCCCAUAACGUCCAAAGGUUUCAUCACUCCCAUAACCUCCAUGGGUUUAAUCUUUCCCAUAACUUCUAUAGGUUUAAUCACUCCCAUAACUUCUAUAGGUUUAAGCGCUCCCAUAACGUCCAUAGGUUUAGUCACUCCAAUAACGUCCAAAGGUUUAAUCACUCCCAUCACAAACUGUAAUAACUGCUAUAAGGUUAAUCACAAACUGUAAUAACUGCUAUAGGUUUCUUCACAAACUGUUAAUGACUGCUAUAGAUUUCAUCACAAACUGUAAUAACUGCUAUAGGUUUCAUCACAAACUGUAAUAACUGGUAUAGGUUUCAACACAAACUGUAAUAACUGCUAUAAGGUUAAUCACAAACUGUAAUAACUGUUAUAAGUUUCAUCACAAACUGUAAUAACUGCUAUAGGGUUCAUCACAAACAGUAACAACUGCUAUAUGUUUCAUCACAAACUUUUAAUAACUGCU
Molecule: messenger RNA, 2011 nt
Organism: Mizuhopecten yessoensis (Yesso scallop)
Lineage: Eukaryota; Metazoa; Mollusca; Bivalvia; Pectinida; Pectinidae
Exons: 5
Coding region: 115-972 (285 amino acids)
Source: RefSeq, a predicted model, not a curated record